Colossoma macropomum (tambaqui) is the source of this 3610-nucleotide messenger RNA. RefSeq names its product MAPK activated protein kinase 3 (gene mapkapk3). The record is from RefSeq and is a predicted model, not a curated record. Gene Ontology annotation, biological process: response to cytokine; toll-like receptor signaling pathway; peptidyl-serine phosphorylation. The transcript is spliced from 10 exons. Lineage: Eukaryota; Metazoa; Chordata; Actinopteri; Characiformes; Serrasalmidae. Gene Ontology annotation, cellular component: cytoplasm; nucleus. Gene Ontology annotation, molecular function: calmodulin binding; calcium/calmodulin-dependent protein kinase activity; calcium-dependent protein serine/threonine kinase activity. Bases 353 to 1573 code for a protein of 406 amino acids.
GUGAUCGCAUGGUAAAGGCAGACCGGGGCAGGACGGGGGCAAAAGGAUGAGUGUGACGGGAACAGCAUGCAGCUCUCGGUGACUUUUCCCAUAGGAAUACACUGCGGCUGAAAGAGGAGGGUGGUCCUUCAGAUUCUGUUCAAAACACGCUGUUUUAGUGACUUUCUGAACUGGACACACGUUUAAGUCCUCCAACCUGCGGCUACGCGGACUCGGACUGAAAGUUCCGUUUUGCGUAACUUUGUAGGUUUCCGUGGCUGAUUUUGGGAGACACUGCGUUCGUCUGAUUCACUCCGUGUCCCUUUCUGUUGCUUUACUGUGGAGAAGCGCUGACUGACCGAGCUGGACGAACAUGCUCCAGAAUGGAAAGGCCAAGGAGGAGAAGCCCGAGACGGACGAGGCGAAGCCAGAAGCUCCAAACGACACGACGAGUGAGAGCGAAGCGGCCAAACCGGGCACGGACAGCGGCCCCACUCACUUCCCCAUGCCGGCGCCCGUGCCGGGCUACCCCAAACUGGACAUCAAGCGCCACGCCGUGACGGACGACUACAAGGUGUCCAGCCAGGUGCUGGGAUUGGGCAUCAACGGCAAAGUGCUGGAGUGCUUCAACAAGAAAACGGGAGAGAAGUGCGCGCUGAAGAUUCUCUACGACAGCCCGAAGGCUCGGCGCGAAGUGGAACUGCACUGGCGCGUCUCCGGAGGGCCGUAUAUAGUGCGGAUCCUCAGCCUGUACGAAAAUAUGUACCAUGGGAAAAAGUGCCUGCUCAUCAUCAUGGAAUGUAUGGAAGGAGGAGAGCUCUUCAGCAGAAUUCAGGCCAGAGGUGACCAGGCUUUUACUGAGAGAGAGGCUUCGGAGAUCAUGCGGGACAUCGGCACAGCCAUUCAGUUUCUGCACAAUGUGGACAUCGCACACAGAGACAUUAAGCCAGAGAACCUUCUCUACACCAGUAAAGAAUCCAACGGCGUCCUCAAACUGACAGAUUUUGGCUUCGCUAAGGAAACGUCAUUACACAACCCGCUGCAGACGCCCUGCUACACCCCAUAUUACGUGGCCCCUGAAGUUCUAGGCCCUGAGAAAUAUGACAAGUCAUGCGAUAUGUGGUCUCUGGGCGUCAUUAUGUACAUCCUGUUGUGCGGUUUCCCACCGUUUUACUCGAACACAGGCCAGGCCAUCUCUCCAGGAAUGAAGCGGCGAAUCCGAAUGGGCCAGUACGAGUUCCCCAACCCAGAGUGGGCCGAGGUGUCUGAGGAGGCCAAACAGUUGAUUAACCAGCUGCUGAAGACUGACCCCAAUGAGAGGAUGACCAUUACACAGUUCAUGAACCAUCCCUGGAUCAAUCGAUCUAUGGUGGUCCCUCCGACGCCGCUGCACACCACACGGGUCCUCACUGAGGACAGAGAGAUGUGGGAUGAAGUGAAGGAGGAAAUGACCAGCGCUCUUGCGACCAUGCGUGUGGAUUACGACCAGGUGAAGAUUAAGGACCUGGACACGUCCAGCAACCCGCUGCUCAACAAGAGACGGAAGAAAGCGGCAGCGGCCAGCGGGAAGAGCGCGGUCUGCAACAGCCAGUGAGGGACAAGAGGGAGAGUGUGGACAGAUCAGCUGAUCGGAGGAAAGGAAAUGAUGAACUGAUUGAUUGAUUGAUUGAUUGAUUGAUCGGUGGAGAAGCGGAGAAGAAGACAGAGAUCAGAGCAAGUGUGAACGGAUGGAAUGAUGGCUGGACAGACAGAUGGGAGGAUGAAUGAAGAAGGAGAAGAAAUGAGUGCGUUAGUGUGGAGGAGGAGGUGAAAGGGAGGACAUAUAAGAUUGCUGAGUCAGCACACAGCUGCAGUGACUCCACCACUCACUCACAUCACUAUAACCAGCAUUAGGACACGUUAGCUGUGACUGCCCGUUAGAGCUGCACGAUACGGACUGAACACUAUCUGCUUUCUAUCAAGACUGGCAUUGCAGUAGAGGUGGCACCGAUCUGAUACCAUGUAUCAACAUCGGGUCAAUAGCAAGAAAACGCUGCUAUUGAGAAACGAAUGUGAUCCGGUCCUGUAACAAACCUGUCCUGAAAUAGCACCUGCUCACUGUGUCUUGUCAUGUUAACUGUGCACAGAGUUGGGCAGAUACUUUGAAAAAGUAGUGAAAAGAGCUCAAGUAUGUACCUUAUGUGUACAAAUAUGUACCUUUUCUCUGGAAAAGAGAAUGUAGUGUACCUUUAAGAGUCAUUUAAGGCAGAGUUUAUCAUUCACAGGGCCUUAGGUGGUCCUUGGGCCAAUUUUAAGGAGGAGCCAGUGGUCCAUAGUGGGUGAUAGCAUUUUGUCAUAAAAAUCAGUGAAAAAAACUGGCUUAAUAAUAAGAAAGAAGUGUGAUUUUUUUUUUAAUAGUAAAGAAUAUUAAUACAAGCCCUGCAACAGCAGCCAAACAGACAAAAUACACUCCCUCGAAGUAGCAAUCGUUCACUUGCAAGUGAAAAUUUUCGCUUAAUUUGCCACCAUGUUGCCUGAUUUCUGUAUAUAUAUAUAUGUAUAUAUAUAUAUAUAUAUAAAGCGAGUUUAUGUUAGCCUAAUCUGCUGAUAGUUUAUUUUCAGUCAUAAACAUUGCAUAUUGUGGCACCCAAACAUCACUGUGUUGAAACUUUCCCUAAAAUUAUUAUUAUUUUUUUUAAUCUAGUCAUAAAUAAGUGGACCUUAAGGUGGAAAAGGUUGAGAACCCCUGAUUUAAGGUACUCAGUUGGACCUUAAGAACCAUGUUGUACGUUUCAGGGCACAAUUACAUUGUUUAUAACCUCAUCUUAAGUGCUUCAAUGAAAAAUAGCUAAUACUCUGAUACUAAAGCUUUCAAGGUAUCGGGGGGAAGAAAAAGCGGUGUUGUGCCAUCUCUACCUUGCAAUAUACUAAAACCACAAUGAAGAAGAUUUGAUGUGCUGUGAUCAAAAGACUAGUUGAACAAAAAUCAGAUUUACAUGUUUUUCUGCUAAACCCUAAUUGCAUUCGAUCAGCCAAGACAUGUUUAGGCCCAAUUCUAUUUCUCACUGUUACCCCUACCCGUUGUUCUCGAGUGUCACCUUGCCCCCUAGAACUGAGUUACAAAAUUUAGUGAGAACUGGAUGCGUGUGAUUGAUCAGAUGGCUAACAAAUAAACAAAAUCAGUGCAGGGCUUAUUUGCAUAGCGCCGCCUUCUGUGAUUUCAGGAAUGCAAAGGUCCAUAAUGCAAACGAUAUACUGUGCAGCCUCAGUGCCUGUGUGCCUGUAUGUGUACAGACAGACAAGAUUAUGUGGUUAUGAACUGUCUGUGUCUGUUGCUUAUGUGAUACUGUAAUAACUGUAACAGCCGCAAUCACACAUCUAAUUGUGUGUGUUGUAUGCAUGUAUACAUAUGAGUAGGGCUGUCACUGUCCAUCAUAUUAGUAACCAAGCAAUCUAUCGGUCAUUUCGAUGAUUAUUUGAGCAAAGCCAAAUGCAUUUAAAGGGACAUUUAAAGGGAAAUUAAAAACGUAACCACCACUUAAUCUUGUAAACAAGCCUACCCCUGCCGUGCCGUGGUGCUGUAGUAGUCCCAAGAGUGGGAUUUAGUCUUGAAAACCCCCUUCUGUUGAUGCGUAUUGAAGGAGGAGCUUUU